This is a messenger RNA of Phoenix dactylifera (date palm), 547 nucleotides long. The record is from RefSeq and is a predicted model, not a curated record. NCBI's taxonomy places the organism in Eukaryota, Viridiplantae, Streptophyta, Magnoliopsida, Arecales, Arecaceae.
UCAGAGAUAUGCACCCCCAGCAUUUAAAGGUACGACUGACCCGAUGGAGGCUGAGAGCUGGCUGAAACAGAUAGAGAAAGUCUUUCAAGCUCUGAGGUGCCCUGAUGAGGAGAAAGUCCUUUUUGCCACCUUUAUGUUACAGGGUGAGGCAACUGACUGGUGGGAGAUGGAGAAAGGGAAGCUUGGUCCGGAUGAUGCCCCCUUCAUUUGGGAAGAAUUUAAAAAGGUUUUUCAUGAGAAGUAUUUUCCACAGGGUAUCCGAUUUCAGAAAUAUAGGGAGUUUGACCGACUGGAGCAGGGUGAUAUGACAGUUGCUCAGUAUGCAGCAAAGUUUGAAGAGAUGUCCCGAUAUGCUCCGACCUUGAUAUCAGAGGAUAGUGACCGAGCAAGGAAAUUUGAAAAUGGACUCAGGGGACGGAUUCAACAACAAGUCGCUGCUUUUGAACUGUCUAGUUAUAAAGAUGUGGUUAACAAAGCCCUGGUGAUAGAAAAAGGGCUUGACAAUGCCCAGGCUGCCAGAGAAAGGAAUAUGAAGAAAAGGACAUAA